AUGCUCACUCUAUCCUUGUAUUUUUGCCUUCUAUUGCCUAUGCCUCUUCUUCAGCUGGGAGAAUGCUUCAGUUGCAACAAUAAUCUACCUUUCUUGAAAACGAGGGGGAAAAGCAAAAGUUCUGUAUCUUCCUUGUUUGCUCAGGAAGAAAGCGACUCGGAAGAAGCAGUAGCUGUUGAUCCUAACGCUGUGAAUGUAUUAGGAACCCCACUCCAGUGUUGCUGUUCCGACGUUGGCGGAAGUGGAAUCGGAACAGGCUUUUAUCGGAAUGGAUUCUGUUCCACCGGGGAACAGGAUUUGGGUCGUCACACGGUGUGUUGCAAAGUAACCGACAAGUUUUUGAAAUUCUCCAAGGCGGUUGGAAAUGACUUGAGUACAGCAAUGCCAGAAUACCACUUUCCAGGUCUCAAGGAGGGAGAUAUAUGGUGUCUGUGCGCCCAACGAUGGGCACAGGCUUACAGUGCUGAAAUGGCGCCCAAGAUAUUUCUUCAGGCGACUCAUGAAAAGACUUUGGACUAUGCGCCCAUUGAAAUAUUGAAGGAAUUUGCUCUUGACAAGGAAGAGGCAGAAAAGAUUCUACAAGAAUUGAAUGACAAGCGAGAUCAGUUGAACAACCUCCUGUGA
Cylindrotheca closterium is the source of this 624-nucleotide messenger RNA. NCBI's taxonomy places the organism in Eukaryota, Bacillariophyta, Bacillariophyceae, Bacillariales, Bacillariaceae. The record is from the annotation of a GenBank genome assembly.